AUGGCGGGGUUGAUGAUCUUCGCGUGUGAAUGUGGUACGGAAUGUAAAAUGGUUACUUGGUGUUAUUGUUGUCCAUGGUGCUGUGGAAAAUGUAUGAAUGGAGGGGGUUGCAGAGCAUGUAAGGCACAUUACAUUAAGCGCACUACAGGCCAGUGGACUAACGAUUGCUAUAAUUUGAUAUGUGAAAAACAAUGUAGGGGCAAGGAGAAGACAUGUCCAUGUAAAUGUUGUAGAGAGAAAUGUGCACGUAGAGAAAUUCCCGCCUGCAGUGCCGCCUCUUCCCCUGAUGCCGUCUCCUCCCCCGGUUCCCCCGGUUCCCCCGGUCCCGCAACUCCGCCCCGUGCUCAGCAUAACUCCGCCACUCAACAGCAUACCACCGGUUCCUCUUCCCCCGCCGUCCUCCCCAUCAUCAUCGCCGCCGUCGCCCUCAUCAUCGUCGUCAUCUGCGUCAUGAUCUACUUCCGCAUCCGGCCGUUCCACAGGGUGCGGUAUCUACUGCGCAGCUAA
This is a messenger RNA of Babesia bigemina, 507 nucleotides long. RefSeq lists its product as hypothetical. Bases 1 to 507 code for a protein of 168 amino acids. The record is from RefSeq and is a predicted model, not a curated record. Lineage: Eukaryota; Apicomplexa; Aconoidasida; Piroplasmida; Babesiidae. The transcript has a single exon.